This is a messenger RNA of Humulus lupulus (European hop), 1025 nucleotides long. Its product is annotated as peptidyl-prolyl cis-trans isomerase FKBP16-1, chloroplastic. The transcript has 8 exons. Gene Ontology annotation, molecular function: peptidyl-prolyl cis-trans isomerase activity. Lineage: Eukaryota; Viridiplantae; Streptophyta; Magnoliopsida; Rosales; Cannabaceae. The record is from RefSeq and is a predicted model, not a curated record. The coding region runs from base 43 to 711 and encodes 222 amino acids.
GUCAGUUCAAUAUCCAUUCUUAAGAGAAUACCCACACCCCAUAUGGCCCGAGCCAUUGGAAUGGAAGCUCUCCAAUCUCAGAGCUUACUUUUUCAGGUUAAAUCACCAUCUUCUUCCACUCCUGUAAGCUGCUGCAUUCAUAAUGAUCAACCCAAGAAGGCUAUGGAAGAGAGAUUGCAAAAUAGUUUUCGGUCACUAACAGCAAAAAGGAUGCCAAGGAGGCUGCUUUUGAAGUUUAUGGGGUUCAACCCUCUCCUAUUCAUAGUACAGCCUGCUUUUGCAGCAACAACACCAAUGCCAGAAAUGAAGGAUCCCGAAGUCAUUCGGACCUUAAAGCUUCCUAAUGGGGUGAGGUUUCAAGAGAUACUUGAAGGGAAAGGACUAGAAGCCAAUGAAGGGAAUCGAGUUGAAAUAAAUUAUGUUUGUAGACGUUCAAAUGGAUACUUUGUUCAUAGCACUGUGGAUCAAUUCAGUGGAGAAAGCUCACCUGUUAUUCUUCCUUUGGAUGAGAAUGAGAUUAUAAAGGGUUUGAAGGAUGUGAUUAUUGGGAUGAGAGUUGGAGGAAAGAGAAGAGCAUUGGUACCUCCUUCAGUUGGAUACAUAAAUGAAAACUUACAGCCAAUACCUGAAGAGUUCGGUCCUCGGCGCAGCCUCAUGUCUCACAUGAACGAGCCUUUGAUAUUUGAAGUGCAGCUGUUGAAAGUACUUUGAGUUUGUGUGUUUUUAUUAUUUGAUUUAUUUGCAGAGCUUCCCUACCAUUGUUCCCAUGAACAAACCUUCUAUGUUGGUGUCCUUCUUCACUAUUCAACACACACUUUCACCAAACAUUUAUUUGAUUUAUACGAAAUACGUAUAAAUUGUUUGUAUUUGGUUGGCUAGUUCAAGUGGUUGGUUGAGUGUGUAUGAGUCAAGAACCUAGAGUUCGAACCCGAGUUAGGAUUAGCUUGGCUAAGAACCAAUUGUUUGAAGUUAUUUCAUUUGGUUAUUAAUUGAAGAGACUGAAUUAAGUAUAUUUCAAAGAUUUC